Ictalurus punctatus (channel catfish) is the source of this 6485-nucleotide messenger RNA. RefSeq names its product serine/threonine-protein phosphatase 6 regulatory ankyrin repeat subunit A (gene ankrd28a). The transcript is spliced from 28 exons. The record is from RefSeq and is a predicted model, not a curated record. Bases 1082 to 4423 code for a protein of 1113 amino acids. Lineage: Eukaryota; Metazoa; Chordata; Actinopteri; Siluriformes; Ictaluridae. Gene Ontology annotation, cellular component: nucleus; cytoplasm. Gene Ontology annotation, molecular function: protein binding.
GUGUCCCCUCCCACCUUUAAAUGUGUCUUAUCCUACACCUCUCUCUCUGUCUCUCUCUCUUUCUCUCUCUCUCUCUGUGUGUAUGUGUCUCUCUCCCUCUCUGUCUCAUGCUCUCUUUUUGUGUCUCUCUCGGUCUCUCUCACUCUGUCGGUCUAGCUCUCUCUCUCUCUCUCUCUCUCUCUCUCUCUCUCUUUCUCUUUUUUUCUCUCUCUCUGUCUGUCUGUGUCAUAUCAUGUUUCGUUGCUGUACUCGCGCUCUCACUGGGAUUACUAACGUCAAGUCCUGCGAUUCAUUAACAAAAUAACCCGAGGUGCAGAAGCGAGUGCCUGUCUGGGUCAUGGUCUAUCUCUGUCUGUCUUUCGAUUCCUCCCUGUUUCUUCUACAACCUCCGUCUUGUUUAUGUGUCUCUCCAUUUUUACCUGCUCUUUUUUUUGUUUGUUUGUUUGGGGGUUUUUUUUUUCAUCAUUUUCUCUUUCUCUUUCUCUUUUUGCCUCCUAUCAUUUUCUCUUUCAUUCUCUCUCUCAGCCUUUGGUACACAGGAGGAUUAGAAUUGCAGUGGGGGCUGGCUGUGUUGGCUGGGGCUGAAAAAACGCUGGUUUCAGCAGGCUGCCAUGCGGCAUGAAUGGACAGAGAGAGAGAGAGAGAGAGAGAGAGACACGAGAGGCAGACGGAAAGCUCACAGCUCAGCUUUGUUCGCGGUAAUCAGCAACAGCGAGCCCCAGCGCUGCCUCUCAGAGGUUAACUAAACGAGGCUUUUAUGCUAACACACGCGACACGAGCGGUUCAUCAUGUCCUCUACGCGGACUGGAUCACUGCCGCUCCGUCUGCUUUAGCAUCGAGGAAUCCCUGUCUCUCUCCUCUACGCUAGCAUGUGUAUCGGACAGAGAUGACGACAGGACACUAGCGGCUUGGGACUUGACAGAAACACAAUCAGCCUGGGAUUGUAACAGAGCAUUUCUUCUGCAUGGAGGAGUAACCUGAAUUUGUGAUAUUAUUCUUUUUUUUUUUCUUUUUUUUUUUAACCGGCGUGGAUGUGGACGGGGACAGGGGUGGGGGGGGUCGCGUUUUUUCCGCUGCACCUAUGAGGUCUGAGCGAAUGAGCCGCGUGUGUAUCGUCGUCCUGGAGGAGGUGGAGGACGAGGAGCCCUCCCCUCUGCUUUCCAAAACAGCGCAGGACCACGUUUCCCAGCAUUCACCUCCCGAAGCCGACACUCAGGAAGAGAAGCCUUCGUUGUUGAAAGCCAUCUUUAACGUGGAUCCAGAUGAAGUUCGGGCUCUCAUAUUCAAAAAGGAAGAUGUCAACGUCCAGGAUAGUGAGAAGAGGACUCCCCUCCACGCUGCAGCCUACUUGGGUGACGCUGAGAUCAUCGAGCUUCUCAUUCUGUCAGGAGCGAGAGUAAAUGCCAAAGAUAAUAAGUGGCUGACCCCUCUUCACCGUGCUGUUGCUUCCUGCAGUGAGGAGGCAGUCCAGGUGCUGUUGAAACACUCUGCUGAUGUGAAUGCUCGGGAUAAGAACUGGCAGACUCCACUGCACGUGGCGGCGUCUAACAAAGCGGUGCGCUGUGCCGAGGCUCUUGUCCCCCUGCUGAGCAACGUGAACGUGUCGGACCGCGCGGGACGCACCGCCCUGCACCACGCUGCCUUCAGCGGACACCUCGAGAUGGUGAAGCUUCUGCUGUCCAGAGGAGCCAACAUCAAUGCGUUCGAUAAGAAAGACAGGAGAGCUGUACACUGGGCUGCGUAUAUGGGUCAUAUGGAGGUGGUACGCUUGUUGGUGUCUCAUGGUGCCGAGGUGGUGUGUAAGGAUAAGAAGGGCUACACGCCGCUCCACGCUGCAGCUUCUAGUGGGAUGAUCGGUGUGGUGAAAUACCUGCUGGAUCUGGGUGUCGAGAUCAACGAACCAAACGCGUACGGAAACACUCCGCUGCACGUGGCGUGCUACAACGGUCAGGACGUGGUAGUGAACGAGUUAAUUGAAUCCGGUGCUAACGUCAACCAGGUGAACGAGAAGGGCUUUGCACCGCUGCACUUUACUGCUGCCUCUCGCCAGGGGGCGCUGUGCCUGGAACUGCUAGUGGGUAACGGAGCUGACGUCAACAUCAAGAGUAAAGAUGGGAAAACGCCCCUUCAUAUGGCCGCCAUUCACGGCAGGUUCUCCAGAUCUCAGGCUGUCAUUCAGAAUGGAGCCGAGAUCGACUCUGAAGAUAAGCAUGGAAACUCACCUCUGCACAUAGCAGCUCGAUACGGCCACGAGCUCCUCAUCAACACCCUCAUCAGCAACGGCGCUGACGUAGCCAAGCGGGGCAUACACGGCAUGUUUCCUCUUCACCUUGCUGCACUAAGUGGCUUCUCUGACUGCUGCCGGAAACUUCUGUCCUCUGGUUUGGACGUUGACGCGCCUGACGACUUCGGCAGAACGUGUUUACACGCGGCCGCGGCAGGAGGCUCUCUAAUGAAUUCAGACUGGUGGAAAUGUAAAUCACGAUGUCUUUCUGACUCAUGCAGAAACCUCGACUGUUUAAAUCUGCUGCUCAACACUGGAGCUGACUUCAACAAGAAGGACAGGUUCGGAAGGACGCCACUGCACUACGCCGCCGCUAACUGUAAUUAUCAGUGCCUGUUUGCACUCGUGGGCUCAGGGGCCAGUGUGAACGACACGGACAUGAAAGGCUGUAGCCCUCUGCACUACACCGCUGCCUCAGACACUGACGCCAAGUGCUUGGAGUAUUUAUUGCAUAACGAUGCCAAUCCAGGGAUCAGAGACAAACAGGGCUAUAACGCAGUGCACUACGCCUCAACCUACGGUCACCGCCUCUGCCUCGAAUUGAUUGCAAGUGAAACACCGCUGGACGUGCUUAUGGAGACAUCCGGGACCGAUAUCCUGAAUGACACUGAUGGCCAGGCUCCCAUCAGCCCUUUGCAUUUAGCAGCAUACCACGGCCACCACCAUGCUCUGGAGGUGCUGGUUCAGUCCCUGUUGGACCUGGACGUGCGGACGGUGCAGGGACACACACCGCUGGACCUGGCUGCCUUCAAAGGCCAUGUGGAGUGUGUGGAUGUGCUCAUCAACCAGGGAGCCUCCAUCCUGCUUAAGGACUACACACACAAAAGAACACCCAUUCAUGCUGCAGCCAUGAACGGUCACUCAGAAUGUCUCCGCCUCCUCAUCAGCAACGCCGGCCCACCCUCGGCCGUUGAUGUCCACGACGGGAAUGGACAAACUCCUCUGAUGCUGGCGGUGCUGAACGGACACACGGACUGUGUCUACUUCCUGAUCAGCAAAGGAGCCAAUGUGGGAGCCAGAGACAAGUGGGGCAGGACAGCUCUUCACCGCGGGGCGGUGACGGGGCACGAGGCGUGUGUGGAGGCGCUGUUGCAGCAUGGGGCCAGUGUGUGUUUGCGGGACAGUAAAGGGCGCACAGCCAUGCACCUGGCAGCAGCGUGCGGUCACAUCGGGGUGUUGGGGUCUCUGCUGCAGGCCGCACACUCCCAAAACACGGUGCCGGUCAUCAUGGACAGCUGUGGAUACACCCCACUCCACUGGGCCUGCUACAACGGUCACGAUACGUGUGUGGAGGCUCUGUUAGAGCAGGAGGCGUUCCACAGGAUGGAGGGCAACUCCUUCAGUCCACUCCACUGUGCCGUAAUCAGUGAUAAUGAAGGUUCAGCUGAGCUGCUGAUUGACACACUGGGUCCUGCCAUUGUUAAUGCUACGGACUCCAAAUCCAGGACGCCUCUACAUGCUGCAGCCUACACGGACCACGUGGAAUGUCUCCAGCUGCUGCUCGGUCACAACGCCCAGGUGAACGCCAUCGACGCUCUGGGCAAAACACCCCUCAUGAUGGCAGCUGAGAACGGCCAGACUAACGCCGUGGAGGUGCUCGUGAGUAAAGCGAAGGCGGACCUCACGCUCCAGGACGCGAACAAGAACACGGCCCUGCAUUUAGCCUGCAGCAAGGGGCAUGAAACCAGUGCCUUGUUAAUUCUGGAGAAGGUCACGGACAGGAACCUUAUCAACGCCACAAACACGGCUCUACAGACGCCACUGCACGUCGCUGCCCGUAACGGACUUGCGGUUGUAGUGCAGGAGCUGCUGGGAAAAGGAGCAAGUGUCCUGGCUGUGGAUGAAAACGGUUACACACCAGCUUUAGCGUGUGCACCGAACAAAGAUGUGGCCGACUGCCUGGCGCUGAUCUUGGCCACCAUGAUGCCCGUGUCCCCGGUCAGUACCGGCACCGUGCCGGGGCUCAACUUCAGCGCCAUAAACCACUACUGUAGCCCUUCCAAAGCUGUGACCUUCGACCCUUUACCCGGCCUGCGCUCGGGGCAUCCUUCUUAUUGCAGCUUCAACAGCCUGGGACGUGAAGACGGCCUCAUCGUUCACGAUGAAGAAUUCAACGACUCGGAUUCAGAGACUUACUGAGAACUUCGGACCGUCUCAGUGCUGAGGAUCGUUCAGUCCCCGAGUGCCUGGAGAUUGCUGAAGACGCUAACGCCAUGUCGCUGAAUCACAUUAAAGUGGAUUUAGCGCGGUGUCGUUCCUACGGAACGAGAAACGUGCCGCCCUAAGUUGAAGUACGUUUAACUGAAAUCUUAUUCCGUGCUUCAAGUUCGUCUGCAAGGUUGUCGUAAUAAUCAGGCGCAGAAAAUUUGCUGCACAAUACAUUUCCGAUUCAGACUUGUUCACUUUCCCGAACACUACUCUAUGGAGUUGCCAUAAGAGAUUCGAAUUCAAAUGCAAAAAUCUGAACUCGCAUGUCCUUUAUUUUGAAUUUCCAGCUCUAAUUGAAUUUCACGAGUUUUGCAGAUCCCUAAUCUAAACUCUGCUUAGUCUGUCAGUGUGAUAAUGUUUAUCCCUGCUUUUUUUUAAUACAGCGACAAUACAACAACGUAAAUGUUCCGUGUUUUAAAUAAGAUUCAUUCGGACCGGUCGGCGUAUUAGUAUUAUCGAUGGUGUCAUUUAGCUGGUUAAAGUCCGUUCGCAAAGUUUUCCAGGCGUCUUCAACACUUUGUCUACUUUACUUAGAACGUCAAACGUUAAUCUGUGCAGUUCAGUUUCUGAUCUUCUGCAAACCAUCAAACUCAGUUUCACUUUCUGGUGGCGGGAUACAGCGUUAUUCAAACGAAUUUCAAUUCAGAUUCAUGCGUUUUUAAAUUUAAACGUUCUAACGGCGUGAACCUCCACACCACAUCACUGGCUCAGACGGUGGACGUCAAUCCUGUCCUCUUCUGUCUUUCCUAAGUCUCCGGAUUGUAGUAUUUUGAAAAUGUAAAUCUGAAUUUGAAAUGGAUUAUGGCAGCAAAUUUAAUUGGGAUUUUCUACACCUGAUUAUUAUUAAAUAAAUAUAUAUAUACUUUAAUUAAUUUUGCAUGCAAACUCAAGCCACAGAAUACAAUGACAGAAACUACAAAACUUCACUUAGAAAUUCAGAUUGUACGGGCACGUUUCUCAGUCCAUCCCUUUCAAGCUAUAGUGCUACUGGGAAAUAACGGAGUGUACCAUUUUUGGCAGCAGGGGUCACUCCGGUUUCCCUUUCUUAUAUGUCUCAGGAACGUUUAGAGACACGAGAGCAGGUGAGAGCAAAAUCCGAACGUGGUAGAUCGUCCACACUACAGCCUGAUCCGGAUCGUGUUUUUACACUCACCAGUUUGGCGAGUUUGGUUCUUUAUCUCGACGUUCUUUCAAAAAAAAAUUCCUUCAUUUAAUUUCCCAAGCAACAGGAACCGUAACCUCAAACAAUAAUGACUACUGUUGUGGAAGUUUCUCGACACAUCCUCUCUGGCAGUAAGAGAAGAUAUCAUGAACGUGCAACCAAGGGGACCAAGUUGCCCUUUUUAAAGCAUGAUUUAGUAUUUUUUGUUUGUUUGUUUGUUUGUUUGUUUGUUUUUUUAGCUGUGGUUAAUUUAUUAUUAACUAAGAUUAACCAAGACUCGCACAAAACAGACUGCUGUGAACGUUAAGCGCAAACGUCCUGUCCAUGUUGCUGCGGAGUAACUCGUUAACGUAAGAUGAACGGAUUUCUACGAACCCCGGGGUAUCGUUAAAAGGGCAUUCUGACGCGUUUCUUACCCACGAGUUUGAGACCAGCUCUCGAGGCGACAGGGUUUAUACACACUCAGUGCUGGUUUUUGGUGACUCGCAACAUUUGUUAUAGAGGAAAGAUGUGUGUGUGUGUGUGUGUGUGUGUGUGUGUGUACCUGCGAUUACGUGUGUGCUUGUGUGUGUGAGUGAUUGUAUGUUACCUUUUUAUAAAGGGUAAGACUGGCCACUUAGUGCGUUGCUCAAAUAAUUACUAAUAAAUCUUGAAUAUUUUUGUCACACCACAAUAAUGGUCACAAUAAUGGUCAGUUCUGUAAUAAGGACUGAUUUGAUAUUUUAAAUUUAGGAGUGCUGACACCCAUUUUACACCGAACAUGUGAUUCCUGUUAGCCGGUCAAAUGCAGUCCCUGAAGUUGCUCACAAUAAACCAUGUUAUUUACUCAGA